Molecule: messenger RNA, 812 nt
Organism: Acanthochromis polyacanthus (spiny chromis)
Lineage: Eukaryota; Metazoa; Chordata; Actinopteri; Pomacentridae
Gene: odam
Product: odontogenic, ameloblast associated
Exons: 9
Coding region: 1-726 (241 amino acids)
Source: RefSeq, a predicted model, not a curated record
AUGAAGCAGCAAACUGCCCUUUUGUUGAUCUGUCUAUUUAGGACAAGCUUUGCUCUGCCGGUGCAGAUUGGAAUCAUUGCAAGCAAUAGCAAUGAGAUCCUAAGACUGAAUGGAUUAACUCUUGCAGCUCUUGGACAAACACAGGGCUCUUCAAUAAUACCCCAGUAUGUGCUGCAGCAGCAGCAGCCUGAGGUGUUGCUCACCCCGCAGGUGGUGAACCUAAACCCUCAAGUUGCAGGUCCUUUUGGUCCCCAGGGGCCCCAGCUGUUGCUUCCCAACCAGGGCAACCAGCUAACACCUAUGCUGGUCCCUAACGGCCAGCAGGAGCAGCUCGGGCCUUCACAGGACCCCAACACUGCCAACGUCCCUCAGCAGGCCCAAAACCCCGUGCAGAUGUUUCCACAGUUCCAGUAUCCAUCUUACAGAUUUCCUCAGAUUCACAGGCAGCAGGGCUUCCCUUACUUUGUUCCACCAUAUGGCUAUCCUCAGCAGAGGAAUACUGCAGUGCUGCAGCCCAACAACGCUCAGCGGAACCUGGAGAGAACCACACAGAGACCACAGCUCCCUCUGCAGCAGGGUUCCAAGCCGAACCUACAGACAGAAAAAACAUGGCCACAGGGGACACAGAAAGAUUCUACUACAAUACCUCCUGAUGCUCGUGGCGACACAUCUGGGCCUGGGAUUGAUGAGGCUAACGCCGGCUUUCCCUUCCUGUUUGAGCCUUAGAUGUCAUCUGAGAAAUGACUACAAAGUGACUUGGCAAAAAUUCAUUACCAUGUGUUUGGUGCGCUGACACAUGCUGGAAGUUGCUC